This is a messenger RNA of Saccostrea echinata, 1033 nucleotides long. RefSeq lists its product as uncharacterized. Gene Ontology annotation, molecular function: calcium ion binding. The transcript has 2 exons. Gene Ontology annotation, cellular component: extracellular region; lysosome. Gene Ontology annotation, biological process: cell-matrix adhesion. The record is from RefSeq and is a predicted model, not a curated record. NCBI's taxonomy places the organism in Eukaryota, Metazoa, Mollusca, Bivalvia, Ostreida, Ostreidae. The coding region runs from base 16 to 714 and encodes 232 amino acids.
AGUCCAGCAGUCAGUAUGCAUUCCGCCUGCGUUGCCCUGCUUUUCUUUAUCUCGGCUUGCAGCUCCCAUACCAUUCGGGAGACCGUCAGCUGCUGUUCUCCCAGUGAACUUCAAGGUUAUGCCUACAGUAGUGGCAUCGUUUUUCAGAGCGGACAAGAAGUAUCCUUCUAUGGCAAUUCAUGGUACUAUUACUCCGAAGUACAACAGAAGAUAGCCACGUUGUCAUAUAUUUUGAUCCCAAGCCUAGGAAAUCUGACGGUGCAGGUGAAAACCUUGCAAGACUACACCACCAGCAGAAAGUACACCGUAACAAAUGGAAUGUGUAACAUCACUAGCCUGCCUGGACCCUUUGCCCGAUCCUGUCUGCCAUCCAAUGCUGUUUCGUUUGGUUCACUCAAGUUGGGUUCCCCAACUCAAUAUCUUACUGUGAACAGUUACCAAUACACAGCAAGCUCUGCUGUAACAAAAACGAGCGUCGAAUCAAUGAAGUAUCAAGAGACCUCUAGUUGUUACGAUGUUGUGGUGUCUGUCAGCACUCGCACCUUGGGGGGAACUCUUAUCUCGAACGUGGACCUUGCUGCUGGGAACCACCAAACCACCAUUUCCAAUACUGAUGUUUUCAACGUACCAAGCGAAUGCACCAACAAUUCCUUUAUGAAGGAAAAGGAGCUCCUUCGAGACCUUCCGCUUGAUUUCAUGAAGUAUAUCAUUUAAAAAGACCUGCUUGUGUUCCUGAUGCAUGAUUUUGAAAUGAUUUAUACCCUUUUUAAGUUUUUUAUUUAUUUUGAUUUAGCAUUAUACUAACUGUUAUGUUUUGCUUUGAACAAUUACUCCCCAUCAUUACAAUGGGACUAGAUAUAAAAUACAUGUAUAUGAAAUUUGAUUUUGAUUAAAUGCGCAACACAAAAUUGUUUGAUAUUCUAGCUAUAUUUUCUGCGAAAUGUUUUUUAAACUGUGGAUAUUUGUCACAAACGUUAUGAAUGUUCUCCAAAAGUGUAUCAUAAUUGUUAAUAAAUCCUUAAAAGCAGUAAAA